Messenger RNA from Brassica rapa (field mustard), 1662 nucleotides. RefSeq lists its product as uncharacterized. The record is from RefSeq and is a predicted model, not a curated record. Lineage: Eukaryota; Viridiplantae; Streptophyta; Magnoliopsida; Brassicales; Brassicaceae.
UAAACUGAUUUAAGCACAAUAGAUAGGUUGAUUAAUAGAAUAUUCUCUUUAUAACAUCUCUGCUUAUGUUACUAAAGAUAGGUAAGGUCACAAGCUAUUUGUGGUUAUGACUCCGGAAGAUCUAAACUUAGAAACUUUCUCUAGAAAGAAGCCUAUCUAUUCAUAACAAAUCACAAAGAAACAAAAAAAAAAAGAAAGAUUUGUUUAGUUCGUUUCACCAAACAUAUUCAGGUCAUUAAAAAAAAAACCUUUCUCAAUUCUCAAAGCUCUCAAGAAUGAACAUGGGACCAAACCUCUAGCUUUUCAGGCAUUAAGGUUCAAGAAACAACAACAACAACACAUAAGAGUUUCCUCCAAAAAAUGAUUAACCAAUUCAGCUCUGUCUCAUUACUCUACGCCAUCGAGAUCGCAGACGCUACGCAAAACAUAGACUUCACAUGGUCAAGAACCAUCUCUUCACAUUCCUUAACCAUCAAAACAGAGAAUAUCAAGAACGAAGAACAUGACCAUCAUCAUCAACAGGUGAAGAUAGAUCUCGCAGGCUCUUCCUUUUGGGGUAAGAAAGGUCUAAAGAGCUUAGAAGCUAACCACACAAAGGUCGAUGUAUACUGGGACUUUCGUAAAGCCAAGUUCUCAACCUUCCCUGAACCUUCUUCAGGCUUCUACGUCUCCCUCGUGUCCCAAAACGCUGUAGUUUUAACGAUAGGAGACUUAAAGAACGAGGCUAUGCAAAGAACCAAGAAAAAACCCUCGGCUACAGAAGCUGCCUUGGUCUCCAAGCAAGAGCACGUUCACGGGAAACGUGUGUUUUACACAAGGACAGCGUUUGGUGGUGAGUCGUCAAGACGCGAGAACGAGGUGGUGAUAGAGACUUCUCUCUCUGGUCCUAACGAUCCUGAGAUGUUUAUCACCGUUGACGGUGUGCCGGCGAUAAGGAUCAUGAACUUGAACUGGAGGUUUAGAGGGAAUGAAGUUGUGACUGUGAGUGAUGGUGUUUCUGUUGAGAUCUUUUGGGACGUUCAUGAUUGGUUGUUUGAAACGUCUGGAUCGUCUAGUGGGUUGUUUGUUUUUAAGCCUAAGGUUGGAGAUGAAUCUAGAACUCUUAGCUUCAAUGGUGGGUAUGAUGGUGAGAAUGAUGAUGGUAAUAGUGGUGGUGAUAAUGAUAAUUGUGAUGAUGGUGGUGAUGGUGAUGAGUCGCCAAAGUAUUGCCAUGUUUUGUAUGCUGUGAAAGUUUGAUUCAGCGUUUUGUGUAAUUUUCUUUUAUGUAAUUUGAAUAUUUAGGAGAUUCAUGUAUUUUUUAUUUUGUGUGUGGACAUUCCAUGUAUAUGAUGUGUAAAGAAGACUGGCAGACUCAGAGGCUUUUAAGAUGCUAUGGACAAAAAAUAAUGAUGUUCUAGACCAAAAGCAACAACAGAUGCAUUGUGUCAAGCCCAAGAUGUGGAGCAUCUUCUUGGUAAAGAGCAAGCUCCUGCAUUGGAUGCAUCAGAUAAGCACAAGGAUAGUUGAGCUGCCAAAUUCAUUUCAAUUCUUAGAUUUCGAGUGUGUCACCUGAUGAUACCAUGUGUUCUAGCCAUUAGGGUUUUGGCUUAUAUGUAUAAAUACAAUGUUAGCACCAUUGUAAAAAAAGAGAUAAGCGAUAAGAAAUGAAAGAAUAUUCAUUGA